This is a messenger RNA of Aspergillus bombycis, 207 nucleotides long. RefSeq lists its product as uncharacterized. Lineage: Eukaryota; Fungi; Ascomycota; Eurotiomycetes; Eurotiales; Aspergillaceae. The record is from RefSeq and is a predicted model, not a curated record. The transcript is spliced from 2 exons. The coding region runs from base 1 to 207 and encodes 68 amino acids.
AUGGGUGCUGUUGUAUCUUGUAUCCAAAGCGUCUUCCACGCCAUCGGUGCCUGUCUCAUGGGCAUCGUCAAUACCAUCGGCUCGGUCUGCAAAGCGAUCAUCGACGGCAUCGUCACCCUCUUCGAUGUGAUCAUCUCCUGCCUGACCUGCGGCUACUGUGGACGGAGGAGGAGAGGAACAACACGGACACGGCGGUCCAGAAUCUAA